UUGUGAUUUGCCGAAGUGCUCGGAUUGUGAUCGAUUUGCCCCCUAGUAGUGGCAGGAUGGAGGUGCUGUACAAGAAUACUCUCUUGUCGUUCGUGGUGGCGGUGGUUUUAGUGCUAUCCAUUGUAGCAGCUACUACGAAUCCUGAACCCGCCGGAACAAAGACCGAAGUGAAGAGCUAUUCACCGGAAGACGUCAAGGACGUGAACAACUUUCCGGUUAAUGGGCUGCCGCCAUUAACGUACAGCUCGAAGAAAUACACCUUGCAUACUGAGGUUGUGAACUUCUUCGAGGCUUGGAAUCGCUGCCGGGAUAUGGGCAAACAAUUUGCUUCUAUUGAAAACUCUCAGGACUUUGCCGCCUACCGAGAUGCUGUCCAACCGUAUGCCAACGUCAACUAUACCUUCUGGUUAGCGGGAACUAACGUUGGUGCCAGAUCGAACGAUUAUCGCAAAUUCUACUGGAUUACAAACGAUCGACCGGUCAGCUAUGUGAGCGGUUUCCAAAAUUGGUUCCUAGGUUCCCCACCAAACGAUGCCAACGCAUGUAUGCUAACUUAUCAGAGUAGUACGCUUUGGUUCACUGUGCCCUGCUUUACCACCCUGUCAUCCUACGCAUGCGAGGAACCACAGGAUGUCUGAUCAUACCAGCUUCUGCCAGAAAAUGAACCGCUGAUGCAACUGCUGCUCACGACACAAUGGAACAGUCUAAUCAUAAGUGGGAAGAUGAACAUUUAAUAUAAGAAGAAGUUUGAGCUCAAUAAAACUGUUAAAAUCGCUAUGCAAGCAGCCCGUA
This is a messenger RNA of Anopheles gambiae (African malaria mosquito), 792 nucleotides long. Its product is annotated as protein A16-like. The record is from RefSeq and is a predicted model, not a curated record. The transcript has 3 exons. NCBI's taxonomy places the organism in Eukaryota, Metazoa, Arthropoda, Insecta, Diptera, Culicidae. The coding region runs from base 57 to 638 and encodes 193 amino acids.